UACUUCAUGAUUCAAACAUUGCACAUCAAUAUGCCAGCUGCCUUGCCCUUUCCUUAGAUGCUCUUUUUUGGGUCUUCUGUCCACAGGAGCUAUUUGGAAGGCAGUCUUCUGGCAAGUGGUGCCUUAAUGGGAGCAGAAGAACUCAGCAGAUAUUUUCCUGAUCGGAAUAUGGGAAUCUUUGUGGCCACCUGGAACAUGCAGGGACAGAAGGAACUUCCAGUGAAUCUGGAUGACUUCUUAUUGCCAACAGAUCCAGACUUUGCCCAGGACAUGUAUGUCAUUGGGGUUCAAGAAGGCUGUCCAGACAGAAGAGAGUGGGAGAUCCGCCUGCAGGAGACGCUGGGCCCCCACUACGUCCUGCUGCACUCGGCUGCUCACGGAGUGCUCUACAUGUCCGUGUUCAUCCGCAGGGACCUCAUCUGGUUCUGCUCGGGUGUGUGGGGAGCUGAAGGCACUGCUGCCAGCCUGUGCCCUGCCCUUUUCUCUAAAUCCCAUUUCUUCUGGUGCUAA
Molecule: messenger RNA, 510 nt
Organism: Cyanistes caeruleus (blue tit)
Lineage: Eukaryota; Metazoa; Chordata; Aves; Passeriformes; Paridae
Source: RefSeq, a predicted model, not a curated record